This is a messenger RNA of Lizanozyma spartinae, 540 nucleotides long. RefSeq lists its product as uncharacterized. NCBI's taxonomy places the organism in Eukaryota, Fungi, Ascomycota, Pichiomycetes, Serinales, Debaryomycetaceae. The coding region runs from base 1 to 540 and encodes 179 amino acids. The record is from RefSeq and is a predicted model, not a curated record. The transcript has a single exon.
AUGCCGUUACCAGAACAAUCAGACACGUAUCCCUCUGAGAUAACUAAGAGCUUGGACGAUUUGGCCCUUGUUGCUUCCCAAAUGAGUUUUGGUUCAAGUCAAUUACAAACGUUGUCGCAUGCAUCAUCAAGUGCAGAUCGUACGCCAGAACGAACAGGACCACCAGCACCCAGAGCGGGUUUAGGGACCACGAUUGGUAGAUUGGGUGCUCUCUUUAGUAAACCCAACACUUCCGAACUUGAGUCUUUAUUGCCUUUUCAUUCGUGUCCUCCAGGAGAGCCACGGCGAGUCCCCCAAAAUAUUUACGACUUGAUUACGAGUCUCUGGGUGUACAUUGCAGAGAAGAUCAUAGGACCCUGUUACAACAACAGAGGGUUCUUGGGCAUCUUGUUAUUUGGUAUAGCAUUAAUUGUAGGCUCUGUUUUCUAUUUCACGGGUAACACCGAAUUAUUGGUGGAUUUAGCACGAGUAUUUGUCUGUUUCUGGUGGCCUAUAUUUCAAGGCGGAACAGACGAAAUGGAAAGGUUUUGUAGGGUUUGA